Molecule: messenger RNA, 324 nt
Organism: Cadophora gregata
Lineage: Eukaryota; Fungi; Ascomycota; Leotiomycetes; Helotiales; Ploettnerulaceae
Exons: 1
Coding region: 1-324 (107 amino acids)
Source: RefSeq, a predicted model, not a curated record
AUGGUCCUUAUCGUCCUCACUCUCCUCGCCGGCAAAGCCUUGUACGACGACCACAAGGAACGCAAAAUGCGCAAGGCCGAAAUGGCAGGAGCCACGUCUAAAGCACUUCGGUCGAAACAACAAGUCAACCCACUUCCAAGCAUCACCAUCACUCCGGAUGCAAGCCCUGUUUACAUUGCCAAUGAGCAAGGUUUCGGGCCUCCCGCGUACCAGAAGGAUGCUUCAUCGGCAUCGUCUCUCACCUCCGAGUCUCUUGUCUCGUUAGAGACCGUCGAUACUCUUCCCAUACCCGAGAAGAAUCCUGCACGAUUCGCGCUGGACUAA